Cydia amplana is the source of this 1406-nucleotide messenger RNA. It is a transcript of the gene mtTFB2, whose product is annotated as dimethyladenosine transferase 2, mitochondrial. The record is from RefSeq and is a predicted model, not a curated record. Lineage: Eukaryota; Metazoa; Arthropoda; Insecta; Lepidoptera; Tortricidae. Gene Ontology annotation, biological process: rRNA methylation; transcription initiation at mitochondrial promoter. The coding region runs from base 108 to 1406 and encodes 432 amino acids. The transcript is spliced from 7 exons. Gene Ontology annotation, molecular function: mitochondrial transcription factor activity; rRNA (adenine-N6,N6-)-dimethyltransferase activity. Gene Ontology annotation, cellular component: mitochondrial matrix.
UUAACUAUUAAAUGGUUUCAAGUGCCUGCUGGUUGUUGUCGCUUAAUCGGCACAAAUAACCAACAAGAUUCAUUGAUAAAUGAAAAGGUUAUCUAUAAAAGUUAAACAUGAUACAAUCAGUGCGAUACACUCCUUCCUGUGUGAUAAAUUUCACGUUUCGGAACUCUGUAAGACUGCGACACAAAUUAAAUAAAGCUAAAGAAGAAAAACCACCUCCGAAAGUUGCCCAAGAUGUCAUGAACUACAUUGAAAAUACACCUGAAUAUGCUGGUAUUAGAAAUCAGAUACCGAAGUUUCUUUUAAGGAAAUACAAAGCUCCUGAGAGUAUGUACCUUAUAAAUGAAGGUACUGCCAAAGAAAUUGUCCAGGCUGUAAAGAAGAAUCUGAUAAUACACUCCCCUAUAGUUGAAGUUAAUCCAGGAUUGGGAAUUUUGAGUAAGGAAUUACUACAGUGCCAAAAAACUCAUCUGUAUAUGUAUGAAAGUUCCAGUCAUUUUUCUCAAUAUCUAAAAGAUUUACAAUCAAACUAUCCUGGACGAGUGAAUUAUAAAAUAGCAGACUUUUUUGGGAUGUGGAAGCUUGCAUUUCAAGAUAAGAUGGACCAAGGGAACAGAAUUCAAGAGUUAUUGGGUGAUUUGGCAACUGAUGAUCCUGAUAGAGUGGUUACAAUAGUAGGAUCAAUGCCUGGCCUGUCUUUUGUCAAACAUUUGAUAAACACCAUAGUGUUUCACAACACUACUAGCCAUCUAGGCAGACCAGAUCUGUUCAUCACUAUGCCUGGACAUCACUAUGAAUUCCUAACGGACAAUGAGAUACAGAAUAGAAAACAUAUGGCAGUACCAACUCUGUUUCAGCUUCUAUUUGAUUUCAAAAUACUUGCAAAUGUACCAAAAGUGCAUUUCUUACCAUGGACAUAUCCCACAACUAACAAGAGGGUUACACUGAUGGAUGAACAUCGCUUGUACUUAGUGAAUAUCUCCCAAAAACGAGAGCUGCCAGUUCCACCUGAGUAUUUGCCCCUGCUAUGGUAUUUCUUCAAGCCUCACAUGUUUUCCAAGUCCACAAGGGUGAUUCCAAUGUUAGAACAAUGGAUACCUGGUUGCGGCGUGUGGCUGAUCACGGGCCAGGACCCGCCGGACACCGACCGGCGGCUGGCGCCGGGUGCCGGCGACGCGCCGCUGCCGCACAUGACGAUAUUCACAGAGUUCGGAGACCUCAACCUAAAGCAGAAGAUUACUGUCUUUAAAAAAUUAAUAUCAUGGCCGGAAUUCGAGCAAUGUCCAUUCCGGGUAUCCAUGGAGAAUAAUCUACCAAAGUUCGUGACCGCAGUCGAAGACGACGAGAAAACCAGUAUAGGCUCGCCUAUAGACGAUAUUGAAAGUUCAGAUACCGAAAACGAGACCUGA